AUGGGUCGCGAAUCGCUGAUCUACAGCUUCGUGGCACGAGGCACCGCGGUGUUAGCAGAGUACGCUGAGUUCGGCGGGAAGUUCGCCAGCAUCGCCUUGCAGUGCCUCCAGAAGCUCCCUCCCAGCACCGACCACUUCACUUACACCUGCGAUGGCCACGCAUUCAGCUACCUCGUCGACAGCGGCUUCACAUACUGCAUCGUGGCAGUUGAGUCCAUCAGUCGUCAGAUUCCGAUGGCCUUUCUCGAGAGAAUCAAGGAUGAGUUUACUAACAGAUAUGGCGGAGGAAAAACCGCGACCGCAGUGGCGCAUAGCUUGGACAGAGAAUUCGGGUAA
Messenger RNA from Eucalyptus grandis, 336 nucleotides. Its product is annotated as putative vesicle-associated membrane protein 726. The record is from RefSeq and is a predicted model, not a curated record. Lineage: Eukaryota; Viridiplantae; Streptophyta; Magnoliopsida; Myrtales; Myrtaceae. The coding region runs from base 1 to 336 and encodes 111 amino acids. The transcript has 2 exons.